Messenger RNA from Brugia pahangi, 1290 nucleotides. Lineage: Eukaryota; Metazoa; Nematoda; Chromadorea; Rhabditida; Onchocercidae. The record is from the annotation of a GenBank genome assembly.
AUGCCCAAUAAACCAGAGGAUCCAGACUCCACUACCACGACAAAUAUAAUAGUCGAAAAAGAGAAGAAACGUGACAAGCGCAUCCUACUCUUAUGCAAGCAGAUAAAUGUGUUCAACCCAACUAAUCCAAAUACUCAACAAAGGGUUUUAGCCCUAUUCGACGUUGGAUCACAAUUAUCCUUUGUUUCAAAGAACUUAGCCAAACAACUAAUGCUUAACAAAACAGAUGAAGGGAAAUUAAACAUCGCUUCAUUCGGCAAAAAGGACCCGAACACGCACCUUACAACCAGAAUUGAAAUAGGGAUAAAAAUCGGAAAGGACCGUACAGUGUUGCUCGAAGCGAACACCGUGGACUAUUUAACAAACAAACUACAAGUAGUCAACUUAAGUGAAAGCGACAUACGAUCCCUCAAAGGAAGUCCAACAAUUGAUUUCCACAGUGAAUGGAAGCAACCGGAUAUAUUAAUAGGAGCCAACCACUUCUUUCAAUUCAUCAAUUUCGACAAAGCAGAGAAUCUGCAAUCGGGAUUCACAUUGCUCCACACUAAAGUGGGCCCGAUCCUGGCUGGGUCUGGCUAUACAAAGAAAAUUUCUCCCAAUUCACGAAUGUCCUCACAAAUAGUUUACGCCGCUAACACGAUCAACGUUCCAGAUUUAGAUCAGUUCUGGAAACUGGAACUAAUAGGCAUACAAGACAAACCCGAGAUCAAUGACGAUGAAGAAGCCUUAAAACAAUUUAAGCAAACGAUUAGAAAAUCCGAUGGACGAUACCAGGUCGCAUGGCUAUGGAAAGACACCAGUUCCAAAUUAAGCGACAAUUUCGAAUUAUGUCUCGGACGCUUACAGUCGUUAAUCAAGCGACUUCACCGCAACCAACAUCUACUUACCACAUACAAUGAAACAAUCAAUGAACAGUUAAGAUCCAAUGUCAUCGAAAGGGUAAGUCAUUUCACAAACCAUCAAGGUAUUAUCCAUUACUUGCCCCAUCAUGAAGUGGUAAAAUCAGAUAACACCACGACAAAGGUCAGAAUAGUUUAUGACGCUUCCGCUCACCUCAGAGGCAGGAAAAGCUUAAACGAUGUCUUGUAUCGAGGCCCUAUCACCCUUCCCGAUUUAGCUGGAAUAUUAAUUCGACUAAGAACAAUGAAAAUCAUCAUAAUAGCUGACGUCGAAAAAGCCUUCCUACAAUUAGAGUUGCUGCCAACGGAACGGGACUGCACACGCUUUCUAUGGGUAAAAGAUAUUCAGAAACAGGUGGACAGAGAUAAUUUAAUAUGCUAUCGAUUCUAA